Molecule: messenger RNA, 2851 nt
Organism: Trichobilharzia szidati
Lineage: Eukaryota; Metazoa; Platyhelminthes; Trematoda; Strigeidida; Schistosomatidae
Source: the annotation of a GenBank genome assembly
CUCAAAAUGCGCGCUCUUAAAAUUUACCUAAACAGAACAAGGUUAAUACCAAACAACCAGUGCAUAAUAACAGUGAAAUUGCUUAUUCAAAAGAAUUGUUUUAUAAUUUUUUUAAACAAAUCAAACAACAUAUCAAUGGCUGCUGAACUUUCGAAUGACAGCCAUGUCUACGGGCGCCUAUACGGCUCUGAUGGUACGUCGUGUCAACUCUUGUUUCCGAUAUUGCUCUUCCUGUAAAUAAAUGUUUGAAACGCACCUAAUGCAUAACCGCUAUUUGACCGAUUUUUUUAUCUUUCUUUUUCAGUCAAGUAAACGCAAGGUGAGUUGUCAGGGUUUGUUUAUGAUAAUUAUUUGCUUCAUGCAAAUCAUAGUUGCUUUAUUUGACCUUAUUCAGCAUAUCAAUGAGACCUAUGAGUUAUGUAUAUACUUAUGUAUAGUCGUCAGUUUCCAAAUGUUAAUUAUGAACAAGUUAUUGAGAUUAACAAUAUGCUGCACUUGGAUGUUACCCAGGAAUCUGGCAGAAGUCCAGUUGUUAUGCUGCGUGUCUCAGUUUACUAUUAUAUUACCAGUGGCCCGUGUUAAUUUGUUUCUGUGGACAUUUCACCUUCAUCAACACAGUGACUCACUAUCCAAGUAUUGCGUGAUGAAGCCAACGGAUUCAUAAUGAACGGCAAUGGUCAUGCUCCCAUGGAAACUGAUACUAACGAUAAUAAAAAGUCAAGAAUUGAAUAUGUAGAGACUGUACCAUCGAAGGUUGUUCAUAUUCGUAACAUGCCUGACGAUGCUACAGAGCAUGAAAUAGCACUUUUGGGGAUACCCUUUGGCCUUCUAGAAAAUAUGGUUCUCUCAAAGAAAGCAAAUCAAGCUCUUUUGGAAAUGCAAUGUUUGGAAAGUGCGAUCAUGAUGGUUACAUAUUAUCGUGAGUAUCAGGUCACAUUGAGAGGACGAACGCUAGUUAUGCAAUAUUCAAAGCAUCAGCACCUUGAAUUACAUUCGGAAAAUAGCAGCAUUGGCAGCGCAAUCCAAAAUGCAAACUGUAUUGUUCAGCAGGACCUCAGUGGUGCCAAUUCCGGCAUACCUACUACAGUUUUGCGUGUUGUGGUUGAUAAUAUCAUGGGUCAACAGAUCAAUCACACCAUACUUCAUAAGAUAUUUUACCGGUAUGGGAAAAUACUAAGAAUUGUUACAUAUCUUAAAAACAAUCAAUACCAUGGACUAGUCGAGUUUGGUAACCAUAUUCAUGCAUUCGUUGCAAUGCUACAUCUAAAUGGUCAAAAUAUAUACACUGGAUGCUGCUCACUUCGCGUGCAGUUUUCUAAAAACCGUGGUCCUUUGGAGGUUCGUCAGGAAAGUGAUAGAUGCAGAGAUUAUCAGAACAAUCCACUAACUGAAGAUGAACUUAUGAGUCUUCGGAGGCCUACAGGUGGAAGUGGUGGGCAUCAAAACAACAAUCCCAGUCACGUCUCUUCAAAUUUUCAGAAUUCAAUCGUACCCAGUCUCUCACAUCAAGGUAUUCACCUCCCAGUAGGAAUGAUAGCACCUCCAAACACAAGCAAUUUGGGAAUCAGUGAACUAACUGCACAGUUGGCAGCUCUUGCUCAGCAAUCAGGUUUGGCUUUGACUCCUGCAGCAGCAGCUGCUACUGCAAGUUUUAUGGCUCUUACAUCUCAAAAUAGUGGUCCAGGUGCUCAGUCGAUGUCAGGGUCUCCUAACUUGUCAGCCAUUCUUGCAGCUCUUCAAGGUGGCGCUGUCCAAACUGGCGUGCUUCCUCACAUGUCUGCUGGCAAUGCAAGUGUAAUUGGGUCAGUACAGUCACCCAUCUCUUCACAUGUGACCCCCGUUGGUGUUCGCCCACCACCUAACAACAAUGGAAGCACAGUCCUAAUAGUAUCUAAUCUCAACGAGGAUAGGGUUUAUCCGGAUGCUCUUUUUACACUCUUUGGUGUAUAUGGAGACGUCACUCGUGUAAAAAUUAUGUUCAAUAAGAAGGACACAGCACUAAUUCAGUUCACUGACCCUCAGCAGGCUCUUACUGCUCUGCAAUAUCUUAACGGUCAACGCCUUUGGGACAAACCAAUGAAAAUUGCUGUCUCUCGACAUAAUAUUGUUCAGUUACCUAAAGAAGAAACUGAGAAUGGUUUGACUAAAGACUACACCAACAGUCUUUUACACCGCUUCCGGAAGCCAAAUUCGAAGAAUUUCCAAAAUAUUUAUCCUCCAAGCCACGUAUUGCAUUUGAGCAACAUACCUCCUUCAGUGGUUGAGAGUGAUAUACGUGUGUUAUUUGCAACCAAAGGAUUCGAAGUUACAGGCUUCCGAUUUAUGAAGGAUAACAAAAUGGCUCUCGUGCAGUUGGAAACUAUUGAUCUUGCUAUUCAAGCUCUUAUUGAAUUACACAACAGUCAGCUAACAGAAAAUUCUCAUUUGCGGAUCAGUUUUAGCAAAUCUGCUGUUUGAAUUAUCAAGUCUUUUUUACUGGCCCGCACAUUGUGACGUAAUUGAUCACCAGCCGAAUGACCAAAUAUGAUCUCAGUAUCUGUGCGCUUCCAAUUUUUCGAUCUGGAGGUGUAUCCUUCUAAAAUUUCACAUUGACGUUAUCAUGUUGAUAGUCAUCAAUAAAAAAUGUAUUUAACGGUUAUCUAUUGUUCUUAAUAUCUUGGGAUUCUAGUUAAGCGGAUUGUUUAGUAAAGCUAGUUCUUUGUGAUGGACUACGUCAGUCGCAUAUUCAUCCCUAGAAAUAGUUUUGAGUGAUUCCUGUGUUUAUGUCAGAAGCAGAAAGUAUGUUUUUCAGUCUGCGUACGUCUUCACUUAUAUUUUCAUCAAUUUAUAUUUCCAUAUACUCGUGACCGAC